AAAUGGGAAAAACCAGUAGUGCUUUUUUGCCGGUGGGCUCGUGGGUUACAUUGUUGCUGUCAUUAACAGUGAUUACCAUGAUUAUUGCACUGUUUAUAAGAAGAGCCAAGUUUUUGCAUUCUUUCAGAAAUGUGCCAUCUCCAUCGGCUUUGCCAAUUAUUGGAAACGCGUAUCAGCUUAAUUGCGGUCUUGAAGAUUUCUUUAAGAAACUGGUGGAAUGGAGUAAAGAGUUCGGGGACAUCUAUAUGUUGUGGCUUGGCCCAAGACCCAUGGUCUUUCUGUACCGGGUUGAAGGGGUCCAGACACUCCUCAGUAGCAGUAUACACAUUGAUAAGAGCCUGGAGUACUUGUACAUGAAACCAUGGCUGGGUAAAGGACUCGUUACCAAUGGCGGUGAAUCUUGGCACUUCAGGAGAAAACUAGUCACCCCCACAUUUCACAGUGGACUUUUACUGGAUUAUUUGAAGAGUACGAUUAGAGAGUCCAAUAUUAUGGUCGCCUGUCUUGCCAACGAACUUGAUAACGAUGGAUUUGACAUCGUCCCUUACGCCAAACGUGCGGCGUUGGAUUUAAUUUGUGAAACAACGAUGGGCUACCACAUGAACGCUCAAACGAAACUGAACAACGAUUACGUUCAUGCUGUGGAAAAAAUGACAGCAAUAACGCAAAUGCGUUUCACAAACAUCUGGAUCUCCAUCGACGCUAUAUUCAACCUGACAAAUUUAGGAAAAGAGCACGAACGAUCGCUCAAAGUAAUCCACAAUUUUGUGGACAAAAUAAUAACGGAGAGGAAGAAACAAUGGAAAAUAGCGCGCGAUGGAAAUUUCAAUGAGGCAAACAAGAAACGCCCUGCAUUCCUGGACCUUUUGCUGGAGGUCUCGCAGGAUGGGGCUGUUCUCAAUGACACAGACAUCCGAGACGAAGUCAAUACUUUCAUGUUUGCAGGACAUGACACCGUCGCCACGAGCCUCUCCUGGUUUUUUUACGCUCUGGGACUUCAUCCUGAGUAUCAGAUUAGAAUUUUGGAAGAAUACGAUCAACUAGUCGGUAGUGAGGAAAUAACCCUAGAAGCGCUGAAUAAAUUAUCAUGGCUUGAUGCCUGUGUCAAAGAAGUCUGGAGGAUGUACCCCGUGGUGCCCCUGCUCGCCCGACAGAUUUACCAACCGAUAAAAAUAAUGGAUCACGACAUUCCCGUUGGCUCUACAAUCCUGAUAAAUACGUUUCUUCUACAUCGAGAUCCUCGUCACUUCCCUGAGCCUGAGGUUUUCAAACCAGAGAGAUUCCUUCCGGAAAACCCGAAGCCUCCAACAUUUGCCUACAUUCCUUUCAGCGCUGGUUCGCGCAACUGCAUAGGAUGGAAGUUCGCCACUAUGGAGGUCAAGGUCGCUAUUUUGUCUGUUCUCAAAGCAUAUCACAUCCAGUCCUUAGAGACCCCCGAUCAAUUGAGAAUGAGUUCUUCUAUUGUGUUGACCAACGCCAAUGGACUGCGGCUCAAGAUCUCACGCAGAAAGUAAUUUGUGGAUUAUUCAGGAUGUUCUCCUUCUUUCGAGUAAUUUUCAACAGGAUUCAUGCUCCGAACAAUCUUAGAAAAGAUGGCAAAAUUGGACAUGUAAAAGGUUUACUUGGAGUUUAAAGGAAUUCAAAGUUGUCACAACCUGAGUGGAAGUAAUGUCAAGCGAGCCUGAGGCUUGAUCAGAACUUGAAAUGCCAGAGGAUCCAAGGAGUUGCUAGUGAAUUCGAGCGAAUGCGAGAUUAGGUCAUUUUCCAGCGAAAUCCGGAGGAAUUGAACAAAUUUGAAAAACCUUCCAGACACUUUCCAGAUAAUUCGAGGGAAUUCGAAAUGUUUUUACACAAUUUAAGCAAAUGCGAGCGGCUCGUAGAGCAUUGAAGACAGAAAGGAUGAUAAUGGGCAGGACGAUAGAAUCUUUUUUUGAAGCUUAUGGAUUUCCGAGGAGAUUACACUUCAUGACGAAAAGUCUUCGUUUUUUAAAUCCCACCAUAAUGAACUAGGGAAAUCUGUUGAGUAAAAUUAAUGUGGAAGGGUCCAGGAUAUGUUAGAAAUAUUUCGACAACUAGAGAAUUUAUUAAAAGAUGUCAAAAGUUGUAUAUAUAGCUUGUUAAAUUCUAAUCGAAAAAUGUUUUGCAAGAAUCGUCUGAAUAUUUUAUUUUGGGAGAUAUUAUCAAAGGAAAAUUAAUAUUCAGCUCCAAUAGCAGGAGUAAAAUUUUUGGUCUCAUGAUUUUCGUAAAAUUUCUUAAUCAAUCGCUCAUCUACUCUCUUCGAUUUCCCACUAAUUUCCUCAAGUAAUUACUAACAAAGAUUAAGUAAUAAUGUAUAUUAGAAUAAGCCUCGACAUUACGAAUUUAUAAAACUAGUGAUGUAAUUUUAAUCAUUAUUCCAUUAUGCAGACUAGAUGGCGAAUUUUUGAAUCCACAAAACCAUUGAAGAAUCGGAAAUCGUGAUGAAGAGAUACAUGACAUUUCAGACUAAUUGAUACAUUGUAGAUUAUCUACAAAGACGACUGAAUUAAUCAUUCUCGAAUGACACUUUACAGAAUUAGGAAAAAAUAAUAACGAUAAAAAUUGUGAUAUGCUUAAUAAAUACGUUCAAUAUUUCUUUAAUCUA
This is a messenger RNA of Diachasmimorpha longicaudata, 2623 nucleotides long. Its product is annotated as cytochrome P450 4c3-like. The transcript has 7 exons. Bases 3 to 1514 code for a protein of 503 amino acids. Lineage: Eukaryota; Metazoa; Arthropoda; Insecta; Hymenoptera; Braconidae. The record is from RefSeq and is a predicted model, not a curated record. Gene Ontology annotation, molecular function: monooxygenase activity; heme binding; oxidoreductase activity, acting on paired donors, with incorporation or reduction of molecular oxygen.